AUGCCUCAAAACGAGUAUAUUGAACAGCACAUCAAGCAACACGGUAAACGGUUGGACCAUGACGAGCGUAAGCGUAAGCGGGAGGCUCGUGAGGUGCACAAGAUUUCUGAGCGUGCGCAGAAGUUGACUGGGUGGAAGGGUAAGCAGUUUGCAAAGAAACGUUACGCUGAGAAGGUUGCUAUGAAGAAGAAGAUCCGUGCGCACGAGCAAAGCAAGGUGAAAGGAGGGUCGAAGCCUUUGGACGAGAAUGGAGAGGCUUUGCCUACGUAUUUGUUGGACAGAGAGCAGAACAACACUGCGAAGGCUAUUUCGAGCUCGAUCAAGCAGAAACGGUUGGAGAAGGCGGACAAGUUUUCUGUUCCAUUGCCUAAGGUGAGAGGGAUCAGCGAGGAGGAGAUGUUCAAGGUUGUGAAGACCGGUAAGUCUAAGUCGAAGGCGUGGAAGCGUAUGAUUACGAAGCACACGUUUGUUGGUGAGGGAUUCACGAGAAGACCUGUGAAGAUGGAGCGUAUUAUCAGGCCCAGUGCGUUGAGACAGAAGAAGGCGAACGUGACGCACCCGGAGCUUGGGGUGACGGUGUUCUUGCCUAUUCUUGCGGUGAAGAAGAACCCUCAAUCGCCUAUGUACACGCAACUUGGUGUGUUGACGAAGGGUACGAUCAUCGAGGUGAACGUGUCUGAGUUGGGGAUGGUGACGUCUGGUGGUAAGGUUGUUUGGGGUAAGUAUGCGCAGAUUACGAACGAGCCGGACAGAGACGGGUGUGUCAACGCGGUGCUUUUGGUGUAG
Molecule: messenger RNA, 786 nt
Organism: Kluyveromyces marxianus DMKU3-1042
Lineage: Eukaryota; Fungi; Ascomycota; Saccharomycetes; Saccharomycetales; Saccharomycetaceae
Gene: NSA2
Product: rRNA-processing protein NSA2
Exons: 1
Coding region: 1-786 (261 amino acids)
Biological process (GO): maturation of 5.8S rRNA; maturation of LSU-rRNA
Cellular component (GO): nucleolus; preribosome, large subunit precursor
Source: RefSeq, a predicted model, not a curated record